Durusdinium trenchii is the source of this 777-nucleotide messenger RNA. The record is from the annotation of a GenBank genome assembly. Lineage: Eukaryota; Dinophyceae; Suessiales; Symbiodiniaceae.
AUGGGUAUGAUUCCGAAAGCUUUGUUGCUGAGCCUUUUGGCGAGUUUGUCUUUCCAUGAAGCUCGGGAGGUUUAUGGCCUCACAAAGUUGCAGCUUCCUUGGGUGGCCGUGGAACUUGUGAUCCACGCUAUGAUUGUUCGAAGGAUGAUGGACUUCGAGGUCCCUGAGGGGCUCCAAUGCAUUGAGUUCUUUGCGGGUACCCAAAUGUCAUCCCAAGUAGCGAAAGCAUUUGAGGAACUGGGUUUGACCGCCUUAGCUUUUGACAUUGACCGCUGCUUGGAUGAAAGUAUGGGGCAUGGUUGCAUGAUUCCCAUCUAUGAAGCUGUUUUGGCCUUGUUGGCUUGGGCUGUUGGAGCGUUUCCAAUCUUGGAACAACCGCGCCAAUCCCUCAUGACAGCGCUACCUUCGUGGCAAUCAGUGGUGGGGUAUUUCCAGGAAGCUGCGUCUAAAGGAUGGCCAGGGCAACAGCUGAAACUCAACAGUAUCAACAUGGCAUCCUUUCGGGCACCAUCUCUGAAACCAACAGCCCUCUAUUCAACAGAAGCUUUGGGCCUUCUCAUGAAUCUGCGGGUGCCUCCGAAGUAUCGCACCUCUUCUGGCGAGAAGAAAGUGGCAGGGGGCAAGGGCUUGAAAUCUACACAAUACUAUACCCCAGAAUUUGGGAGAGGACUUGCUUCAUGGUGGAUGGCUCAUGGCCCUGUUUCUGCCGGGAGAAAACGAAAACAAUGGACAUUCUUGCAGAGCUCUGAUUUAUCCAUCAAUGAAAUGAAGGAUUGA